AUGGGGGCCAAGAUCUCCGGCAAGAGAAAGGGAAAACCUCGCGGGAUCCGUAGGGACAGGGACUGCCAGAGCUGCAAGACUCGUGGUAUAAAGUGCGAUUUGAAUAGACCGCGGUGUCAACCAUGUGUACAGUCCGGGUUGCCGUGCGGCGGUUAUCCACAGAGGGUGGUCUGGGCUACCGACACGAAUUUCGGACAAAGGCGACCUCGUGAAAAAGUCGCAAUACCGGCGUUGUCGCAAGAAUCACAGUCACCAUCAGACAGUUCGAAACCGAAUACGAACAGCAGUAAACCGCCUACACCGAUCGCAGAGACUUUGCAGAUGCAUGACCGAUACAUGACUGUGAACCAAUACAGUUUCAUCAAACGCCUCGCUGCCUUUUACGAACAGAUUAAAGAUGCCAAUACUCAAGCAAGCGGAGGAUAUCUGGCACCAGAAGCUAUCGAAUUGGUAUCGCGAAUAUGGGACUUUAUCCGGGUUAGAAUGAAAGGGCAAGCCGCAUCGAACGGCUCAGCGGAAAGGCAAACGGUGGAUGCUGUGCAGUAUCAUGUCGACGCGCUCAUGAGGUUGACUGAAGCCAUUGAUAAAGCUCACCCAAUUGCGCUAUUUGGGAUAGCAACAUUUGCUUUUUUCGAGGUCUGUGACGGCUCGUUUGGAGAAUGGCAAUGUCAUUUGAAUGGAGCACGGUCGUUACUCGAUUUUCAUUGCCACAACAAGGCUGAUCUUGAUCGUCUGUCGCAUGAGCUCACAGGGUUAAAUGAAAUCGUCGCGCAUCUGGUGUGGUUUGAUACGAUGGGUGCCAUAAUCCGAGGCAGUAACGGGUUGAUAUUUGACGACUGGCAUCGCGAGACCCUGAGCGAAGAAUUUUUUGCCAAUGUCGGGUGUCCGGUCGACACUUUCCAUCUGUUUGUGACCCUAGCCAAAGCGGGGAACCACAUCAACACGCUGGAUCUCAGUUUUGAAGCCCUCGACCAACUUCUGCUGCGAGCUGAACCUAGAUCCAGCGACAUAGCACUUGUUGAAAACGCAUGGCGGUGCACAGCUGCCAUUGCCAUUAUCAGUCGGAUCGGCGACGCGGGGUCAUUAUCACGACGCAAAGCCCUGUCGACCGCAGUAGAUCAGGCAUGCAGAGUGAUUGCCAUCAUGCCGCCCACUUCAGGGAUCUAUAUUCACCUGGCCGCCACAGCCUAUCUGGCUGGGAUACAUGCCACGCAUCCUCGACAAUGCGAGAUUGUGCGGACUUACUGGCGCAACUGCCGUGCUUCCGAUUUUCCACGAUACCCAGACGGACAAGCCAAGUGUGAAGCGAAAUGGCGCGCAGAGGGUCUGGCGUGA
Molecule: messenger RNA, 1335 nt
Organism: Talaromyces marneffei
Lineage: Eukaryota; Fungi; Ascomycota; Eurotiomycetes; Eurotiales; Trichocomaceae
Exons: 1
Coding region: 1-1335 (444 amino acids)
Biological process (GO): positive regulation of transcription by RNA polymerase II
Cellular component (GO): nucleus
Molecular function (GO): zinc ion binding; transcription cis-regulatory region binding; DNA-binding transcription factor activity, RNA polymerase II-specific
Source: RefSeq, a predicted model, not a curated record